Messenger RNA from Penaeus indicus, 1124 nucleotides. RefSeq names its product dual specificity mitogen-activated protein kinase kinase 6-like (gene lic). Gene Ontology annotation, molecular function: ATP binding; MAP kinase kinase activity. The transcript is spliced from 7 exons. The record is from RefSeq and is a predicted model, not a curated record. Gene Ontology annotation, biological process: protein phosphorylation; stress-activated MAPK cascade. NCBI's taxonomy places the organism in Eukaryota, Metazoa, Arthropoda, Malacostraca, Decapoda, Penaeidae. Bases 226 to 1104 code for a protein of 292 amino acids.
GUUCCUUCGUGAGCACCAGACGACCUCAAGGCCUGCUGCUCCUGCGCCACUCGGCCCUCGGCCCUGCGGCUCGAGGACGACCUCAGAGCGUGGAAGAGGCUGGUCGUGGCCUCAAGGAUGGACGCGGGGCUGGCACUGGGCAUGAUAAUUGUGCUGGCGAGGCCAAAUAUAAGGCUAAGAGCAGUAUCUAAUUGACUUUGAAAGAGGGAAGUAUACGUAGCAAAUAUGCAUGGCCGAACGAAGAGGAAAGGUCCUGACCUCAAAUUCAAGUUCUCCGACAAUCAGCCUGCACAGCCUGUUGGUCCUCCAAGAGACCUAGACAGCAGAACCACCAUAACUAUGAAUGGGCAGGAUGUCGAAGUUUCAGCAGACGACUUGGAACUUCUAACAGAACUAGGUCGUGGAGCCUACGGUGUGGUGGAGAAAAUGAGACAUCGACCGUCCGAUACAAUUAUGGCAGUUAAGCGUAUAACGAGCACAGUUGAUAGCCGUGAACAGCAGUACCUUUUAAUGGACCUUGAUGUUUCCAUGAGAUCUGGAGCAUGUCCUUACACAGUCCAUUUCUAUGGGGCAUUGUUCCGGGACGGAGAUGUCUGGAUUUGUAUGGAGGUCAUGGAGACUUCCUUGGACAAGUUUUAUCCACGAGUAUUCACACAAGGGCUGACUAUCUCCGAAGAAUUCCUUGGCAAAAUUGCUUACUCUGUGGUCAGUGCCUUACACUAUCUGCACACAGAGUUGAAAGUCAUCCACCGUGAUGUGAAACCAUCCAAUAUUCUUAUUAAUAGACGUGGGGAGGUGAAGAUGUGUGACUUUGGGAUCUCGGGAUAUCUGGUAGACUCAGUGGCCAAAACAGUACAAGCUGGAUGUAAACCCUAUAUGGCUCCAGAGCGAAUAGAUCCACAAGGAGUUCCCUCGGGGUAUGAUAUCCGGUCUGAUGUGUGGUCACUCGGCAUAUCGAUGGUGGAGAUAGCUACGGGUAAAUUUCCCUACAAGUCCUGGGGAACUCCAUUUGACCAGCUGAAGCAAGUUGUGAUGGAUGCUCCUCCUCGGCUGCCAGCUGGAACCUUCUCUCCAGACUUUGAUAAUUUCAUAGAACAAGUGUAAGUUGUAAGCAAGAAUUAUUU